Ilyonectria robusta is the source of this 432-nucleotide messenger RNA. RefSeq lists its product as uncharacterized. NCBI's taxonomy places the organism in Eukaryota, Fungi, Ascomycota, Sordariomycetes, Hypocreales, Nectriaceae. The coding region runs from base 1 to 432 and encodes 143 amino acids. The record is from RefSeq and is a predicted model, not a curated record. The transcript has a single exon.
AUGGUCCUUGAACUGAUUAGUUCUGUAACCAAAAUCGUCAAUGUGCCUAUUGGCGAGUUAUGGGCAGUUAUCUCGUCAUUUGGAUGCGAGAAGCUAUGGUUCCCAGAUAUGAAAAGUGUCGAUCUCAAGGGCUUUGGUAUUGGUAGUGUGCGCACGUAUAUUUUUCACGAACCUGGGCGUGUCGCAUGGGAGCGUUUGGACUUCGUUGACAGUGAAAACUAUUUGGUCCGAUUUUCUGUUUUCAGGAACGAUCUAAUAACGGAAGCUGUUGGUACUAUGAAGCUGGAGGCUGUGAGUGAAAGUCAGACCACAUUCAUGUGGAAGGCGGAGGUGGCCCUUCUGCCAGGCUUGGUUAAGGAAGAACUGCAGAAGCAGCUUGAUCCGAUGUUCCUAGGUCUAAUCGAUGCAGUCGUCGAAGCAAUUAAGAAGUAG